AUGUAUUACCACCUCUCGACGUCAGAUGAGCUCUGCGAUGAAAACCUGAGUCAAGAUUCUUUCUUGACUGCUGUUGACUGCACUGAGGAAUUCUUAUCAACAGAAGAGGAAGAAUACCAUUGGGAGGCAGAUGGACUUCAAAUGGUUACGGCAGAAGCGAACAGGCUCGCUGCGCUGUUGAUUUUCGAAGAUACCUGCGCUCUUCACUUCCCAGAGUUGAAAUCGCCAAGUGCAACAGGCCGAGAGGAUUACAUUGAAAAGAGUAUCUCAACAGUGAAGAUAAUCUGCGACAAGGAGCAGGUCCCAGCAGCACUACCUAUUUGGCCUGUAUUCAUAGCAGUCUGCUCCAUCGUCUCAGAGGAAGAUCGGUGCAAGUAUUAA
This is a messenger RNA of Fusarium redolens, 381 nucleotides long. RefSeq lists its product as uncharacterized. The coding region runs from base 1 to 381 and encodes 126 amino acids. The record is from RefSeq and is a predicted model, not a curated record. The transcript is spliced from 2 exons. Lineage: Eukaryota; Fungi; Ascomycota; Sordariomycetes; Hypocreales; Nectriaceae.